AUGGUAAAGCAGCAGGGUCCUGGAAAAACCAACUUGACCAACGAAGAUGAAGCUUAUGAAGCAAUCUUUGGGGGUGAGUUUGGCUCCUUGGAAAUUGGAUCUUAUAUUGGUGGAAAUGAAGGAGCAAACACUAAGGACUAUACAGAGCAUUUACCAGAUGCUGUAGAUUUUGAAGACGAAGAUGAACUUGCUGAUGAUGAUGAUCUACCAGAAGAAACGGAUUCUAACUUGCAUCCAAGUAUGAUAACUAUGAAUGCGUACGAUGAUAACAACCAAAAUGGUGGCAUAAUGGGUAUUGAUGCAAAUAGUUUGAAUCUACAACUGCCUGAGAUUAAUGAUGGCUUAUCUCAACAGUUCAUCUUGGAGGAUGAAGUGGGUACUCCUGCAACGAGCAAUGCAUUGUUCAUGGGGAUGGACGCAAAUGAAAUACAUCUCGUUACUGAAACAGGCGUUCUCGAUGGCGGUGGUGCAAAUGAAGUCAGGAAUCCACAACUCUCCAUUGGCGACGUUGAAGCAAAUAAUAUGAUAGUCAAUGAUGGGUUUUCCAUUGAAUCAGAGAUAUUAGAUAAUAAACAUAAAAAACCCACCAAACUAGAUUUGAUAAACCACGAAAAGUAUCUUCUAAAGAAAUACUUUCCUGAUUUUGAAAAGGGCAAAACCUUAAAAUGGAACAAAUUAAUUUAUAGAAGAUUGGCACCUUAUCAUUGGCAUAGGGAUGCCUCUAGGUUGAAGAAACCAUUUAUGCCUUUGAAUUUGAAGUUAAAAAUCCAACAGGAUGACAAGAGGCUAUUUAACUCAAGGACAACGUCUUACCUCGCUCCUAUUUAUCAGGGAAAAAAUAACUUACCUCAAGAUAAUCCUUCUGCAUCCCGAAGAGGUUUGAUACAGGUUUCCAUUGAUGAGCUUUUUCCCGUCAGACAGCAACAAAAGAAACGGAAAAUUAUUCACGAUGAGAAGAUAAUAUCUGAAGAUUUAUUAAUUGCUACUGAUGAUUGGGACCAAGAAAAAAUCAUCGAUCAGGAUAGCUCAUCAACAAUAAUAUCAGUAGAGGCGUCCAUAACACCCAACUUGAACGCAUCUAGCGGUUUUAAGUUGAAGAGUUUGGUUGAAGAUGUUGCCGAAGAUUGGCAAUGGGAUGAAGAUAUGAUUAUAGAUGCCAACUUGAAGGAGUCUAAACGUGCUGAAUUAAACAUGAAUGACGAAAAAUUAUUACUGAUGGUCGAGAACACAAAUAGUGUAGUGCAGCAAAAGCAACAACUGGGUAGUGAUAACCUAAUACUUCCUAUUAAUGAAACCAUUAUACAACAUAAAUUCAAUUUAUCUAAUGAUGAUAAAUAUCAGAUUCUGAAAAAAACGCAUCAAACUAAAGUUCGUUCCACCAUAUCGAACUUAAAUAUUCAGCAUUCCCAACCUGCUAUCAAUUUACAAUCUCCAUUUUACAAAGUGGCUGUUCCUAGAUAUCAAUUGAGGCAUUUCCAUCGUGAAAACUUCGGUUCACACAUUAGACCAGGUACCAAAAUUGUCUUCAGUAAACUGAAGGCGCGUAAGAGAAAAAGAGAUAAGGGUAAAGAUGUCAAAGAAUCGUUUUCUACAUCUCAAGAUCUGACUAUUGGUGAUACUGCACCCGUUUAUUUAAUGGAGUAUUCCGAGCAAACACCAGUAGCGCUAUCUAAAUUUGGUAUGGCAAACAAAUUGAUUAACUAUUAUCGUAAAUCCAACGAACAAGAUACCUUAAGGCCCAAACUGCCUGUUGGUGAAACCCAUGUUUUGGGAGUUCAAGAUAAAUCACCCUUUUGGAAUUUUGGGUUUGUUGAACCUGGUCAUAUAGUUCCCACAUUAUACAAUAACAUGGUCAGGGCACCCGUUUUUAAGCAUGAUAUUUCAGGAACAGAUUUCCUUUUAAUAAAAAGCUCAGGAUUUGGUAUAAGCAAUCGAUUUUACUUACGGAACAUCAAUCAUCUUUUCACAGUAGGACAAACUUUUCCCGUCGAGGAGAUUCCUGGACCUAAUUCAAGAAAAGUUACAUCAAUGAAGGCUACAAGGUUAAAAAUGAUUAUUUAUAGAAUCUUGAAUCAUAAUCAUAGCAAAGCGAUUUCUAUUGAUCCUAUUGCAAAGCAUUUUCCCGACCAAGAUUAUGGGCAAAACAGACAAAAAGUAAAGGAAUUUAUGAAAUAUCAAAGGGAUGGCCCCGAGAAAGGUCUGUGGAGGCUUAAAGAUGAUGAAAAAUUGUUAGAUAAUGAGGCAGUAAAAAGCCUAAUUACCCCCGAGCAAAUCAGUCAGGUUGAAUCGAUGAGCCAAGGUUUACAAUUUCAAGAAGAUAACGAAGCAUUUAAUUUUGAUUCUAAGCUAAAAUCCUUGGAAGAAAACCUGCUUCUAUGGAACAUCACAAAAAAUUUCAUAAAUUCUACACAAAUGCGGGCUAUGAUCCAAAUACAUGGUGUGGGUGACCCAACAGGCUGCGGAGAAGGGUUUUCGUUUUUAAAAACGUCAAUGAAAGGUGGGUUUGUUAAAUCUGGUUCACCUCCUGGUAAUAACAAUAGUGCACACAAAAAAGGUACCAGUACACAUAGCUAUAACGUGGCUCAACAGCAAAAGGCCUACGAUGAAGAAAUUGCCAAGACCUGGUAUACGCACACAAAAUCGUUGAGCAUAAGCAACCCUUUUGAGGAGAUGAACAAUCCUGAUGAGAUAAAUCAGACCAAUAAGCAUGUUAAGACAGAGAGAGAUGAUAAGAAAAUUUUGAAGAUAGUAAGGAAGAAAAGAGAUGAAAACGGUAUCAUUCAAAGGCAGACAAUCUUCAUAAGAGACCCUAGAGUCAUCCAGGGGUACAUGAAAAUUAAAGAGCAGGAUAAGGAAGACGUCAACAAACUAUUAGAAGAAGAUACCUCAAAGAUAAAUAAUAUAGAAGAACUUGAGAAACAGAAAAAACUAUUGCAAUUAGAGCUAGCUAAUCUCGAAAAAUCGCAACAGCGUAGAGCAGCAAGACAAAAUUCGAAGAAAAAUAAUGGUUCCACAAAGAUAGAAAAUUCUGUGGGUAAUGGUAACGACUUUCCCAGUAUAGCUGAUGGUAAAACAACUAGAAAUAAAAGCAAAAAUACGACAAGAAGAUGCGCCACGUGUGGACAAAUUGGCCACAUCAGAACAAAUAAAUCAUGUCCAAUGUAUAGUAGCAAAGAUGACCCUGUUUCACCUAAAUAG
Saccharomyces mikatae IFO 1815 is the source of this 3198-nucleotide messenger RNA. It is a transcript of the gene TAF1, whose product is annotated as histone acetyltransferase. The transcript has a single exon. The record is from RefSeq and is a predicted model, not a curated record. NCBI's taxonomy places the organism in Eukaryota, Fungi, Ascomycota, Saccharomycetes, Saccharomycetales, Saccharomycetaceae. Gene Ontology annotation, molecular function: TBP-class protein binding; RNA polymerase II general transcription initiation factor activity; RNA polymerase II general transcription initiation factor binding. Bases 1 to 3198 code for a protein of 1065 amino acids. Gene Ontology annotation, biological process: RNA polymerase II preinitiation complex assembly; transcription by RNA polymerase II. Gene Ontology annotation, cellular component: transcription factor TFIID complex.